AUGCACUCACUGGACGAGCCACUGGAUCUGAAGCUCAGUAUAUCUAAGCUGCGGGCAGCACGUGAGAAGCGAGAUCGGAGUGGAGGGAGCCCCAAGAAACGCAUAGUGCACCAUGAGCUGAUGAUACGUGAUGAUGGAACAACUGUUAUUACUCCCAUCUGCUCCUCACCCCCACCAGGGUACCUGCCUCGUUUCCGAGAAGGGGACAGCUCCCCUUUUUCUUCUCCUCCAGUGGUGGACCUUAGCCUCUCUCCACCUUCUGGGAUGGACUCCCCCAGCCGUGCAUCCUUGUCCCCGGAGAGGAUGACCGGAAUGGAUACCCCACUGGACAUGCCGUUAUUGCGCUGCAGGGGAGACACAACUCCCAGUCCCUUCCAGUUCUUUCUGCCCCUUAGCUCUGGACUCCAGCUACCCCCAUCGGUGUUCCUAACUCCCCCCAAGGAGAAGCGGCUGUCCCUUGAAUACACGGAACAGAAACAACUGGUGUGUCAGUGGGCAAAGUGCAACCGCCUGUUUGAGCUUCUGCAAGAAUUAGUGGAUCAUGUUAAUGAUUUCCAUGUGAAGCCAGAAAAGGAUUCCGGAUACUGCUGCCACUGGGAGGGCUGUGCCCGUCGCGGGAGAGGAUUCAAUGCCAGGUACAAGAUGCUGAUCCAUAUUAGGACACACACAAAUGAGAGGCCUCACUGUUGCCCCACCUGCCAUAAGAGCUUCUCCCGGCUGCUGGAGAACCUGAAGAUACACAACCGCUCACACACAGGAGAAAAACCCUACAUGUGUCCCUACGAGGGCUGCAACAAGCGCUACUCCAACUCAAGUGACCGCUUCAAGCAUACGCGCACACACUACGUGGAUAAGCCCUACUACUGCAAGAUGCCUGGAUGCCAGAAACGCUACACAGACCCCAGCUCCCUGCGGAAGCACAUCAAAGCUCAUGGUCACUUCAUUUCACACCAACAGCGCCAGUUACUGAAAAUCCACCAGCCACCCAAAAUGCCAACUAUGGGGGACAGCAGCUAUGCAAGUGGUACCCAACUCAUCAUUCCCAACCCGGCGGCUAUCUUUGGAAGCCAGACACUGCCAAUCCCACUGACGCCAGGACCUUUAGACCUCAGCUCCUUGGCUUGUAGCGGGGUCACCUCAGCACUGGCAGGGUUACCAAAUCCCAUGUUGACACUGGCAGGGGCCCCUCUGAACCUGGCUAAAGGCUCACUGCUGUCUCAAGCGUACUCAGCUGCUGGUCUCGGCCUACCUUUGGUUUCAUUGAUAACAUCAGGGAAAUCUGAAAUUGAGAAGAGGUCUAAAGCCCAAAAUUCAGAGAGUGUUGAGAGGACUGAAGGGUCAAAGGUAAGGCUUAAUUCAGUGGACGGCCUCUCCCUCCUGCCUGGUGGAGUUUUAGAUCUUUCUCCUGGUGUGGGCUCAGAUUCUCUACUGCCAGGGUGGGUGGUCAUCCCUCCCGGUUCUGUGUUACUGAAACCGGCGGUGGUCAACUAA
Staurois parvus is the source of this 1491-nucleotide messenger RNA. Lineage: Eukaryota; Metazoa; Chordata; Amphibia; Anura; Ranidae. The record is from the annotation of a GenBank genome assembly.